AUGGCCAGCCAGUCACUGGCCGGAGUAUGCAAACUCCAGCUGGCCGGACCUUAUGCCUACAAAAUGUAUAAUACAGCUGGCCGGAGUAGAAUCAAGCUUGCCAGGAACUGCAUGGGUAUGGGUAACCCGCAGCGGGUCACGGGUACGGGUACUGCCGGGUAUGGUCGCAGUGUAGCCAUUCUAUGCUUGGGUACAUUCACAGCGCGCGCACGCGGCGCAUGUAGAGUCGACUCUAGAUGGGGAGUUAGUGGUAUUAGGGCUGCAAAGUCGUUCGCUGCUUGUUCCAGUGUGCUACUACCACCACUCGCGCCCUACUACCACCACUCAUGCCCUACUACUACCACUCGCGCCGUACACUGCAUCCUACCCUCCAUCUCGUUCUUCCUGUCUCGUCCCUCCUUCCACUCUUCUGGCGCUCUCCAGUGUCCUCCGCAUAUGUCUGAGCCACGCGUGUGCGCUAAGCACUGGUGGCUGCUGGGAUCAGGUGGGGGAGGGUACACCCGCCAUGGGUACACACCCGCACCUGCACCCGUACCCGUGUCUACGGGUACAUACCCGUGGCGGGUACGGGUACGGGUUGGCCUCGAGACACCCGCGGGUUUACCCGUGCGGAUCCCUAGCCUUGACUCCACUGUUGUAGAAUCAAGAAUCAAACUGGCCAGGACACAAUGUUGA
Messenger RNA from Suillus plorans, 675 nucleotides. RefSeq lists its product as uncharacterized. Bases 1 to 675 code for a protein of 224 amino acids. The transcript has 8 exons. Lineage: Eukaryota; Fungi; Basidiomycota; Agaricomycetes; Boletales; Suillaceae. The record is from RefSeq and is a predicted model, not a curated record.